CACGCUGCUUUGCUCAGACACGCACGCACGCACGCACACAAAGCUAAGCAACUCCCAUCUCAAAACUCAAAUACAUAUACCGCCUCCUCCCUUCGCUAUUCAAAGCCUCAGCCCCCUAAAGUCCCCCAACCAUGUUCAGGAAAAGGCCACGAACUCCGGCGACCACACUCUCCGGUAAGUCCGAUUUCUUCGACGACUUGCCGGAAGAUCUCCUCGUCUUCAUCCUCUGCAAGCUCAGCUCCUCCGCUUCUUCCCCCUCCGAUCUCGUUAACGUUCUCAUCACAUGCAAAAGACUGAACCGCUUAGGUCUUCAUCCUCUGGUUUUAUCCAAAGCCGGAGCAAAAGCGUUUGCAAUCAAAGCCAAGAACUGGUCCGAAUCCGCUGACCGUUUUCUCAAACUGUGCGCCAACGCUGGCAACGUCGAAGCCUCUUAUACUCUAGGAAUGAUCCGAUUUUAUUGCUUAGAGAAUCGAGGAAGCGGGGCUUCACUUAUGGCUAAGGCGGCGAUUAAAUCUCACGCGCCGGCUCUGUACUCUCUCGCAGUAAUACAGUUCAACGGCAGCGGAGGAUCAAAGAGCGACAAGAACCUCCAAGCCGGAGUGGCUCUAUGCGCCCGAGCUGCUUUCCUCGGUCAUGUCGAUGCCCUUCGCGAGUUGGGGCAUUGCUUCCAGGACGGCUACGGGGCCCGCCAAAACAUCGCCCAGGGACGCCGGUUCCUGGUACAAGCCAACGCGCGCGAGCUCGCGUCCGUCCUACGCUACCUCUCGUCGCCGGCUUGGAGGCUGCUCAACCCCCCGUGCGUUAGCGGUUCGGGUUGCGAAGGGCUUUUGAGCGACUUCGGGUGCAACGUACCGGCCCCGGAGGCGCACCCGGUGAACCGGUUUUUGAGGGACUGGUUCGAAUCGGGAACGGGUGGGCUGAGCGAGGGUCUCAGGCUGUGCUCACACGGAGGGUGCGGCCGGCCGGAGACAAGGGCUCACGAGUUUCGUCGGUGCUCGGUAUGCGGCAUGGUGAAUUACUGCUCGCGUGGGUGUCAAGCGCUUGAUUGGAAGCUGCGGCACAAGGCGGAAUGCAUGCCAAUAGAGCGGUGGUUCGACGAAGUCGGGGGUGCUGGCGACAAUGGUGCCGAUGGUGAUGGAGGAAUGGUGGAGGUCGAGGAAAUUGAAUGAUUAAUAUUAAUUAAAUUUGGUAUUAUUAAUGUUGGUGGUAUCUGAUUUUUUUAUUUUUUUUCAUUUAUUUUCUUGAGAUUCUCUUCUGUACAUUAUUCGGAGACAAAUGGAUAAAAUUUUGAAAAAU
This is a messenger RNA of Juglans microcarpa x Juglans regia, 1296 nucleotides long. Its product is annotated as F-box protein At5g50450. Gene Ontology annotation, molecular function: protein binding. The coding region runs from base 132 to 1169 and encodes 345 amino acids. Lineage: Eukaryota; Viridiplantae; Streptophyta; Magnoliopsida; Fagales; Juglandaceae. The transcript has 3 exons. The record is from RefSeq and is a predicted model, not a curated record.